Molecule: messenger RNA, 2521 nt
Organism: Arvicanthis niloticus (Nile rat)
Lineage: Eukaryota; Metazoa; Chordata; Mammalia; Rodentia; Muridae
Product: histone acetyltransferase KAT8-like
Source: RefSeq, a predicted model, not a curated record
CACGUCUUUAAAUACCAGGACUCAAAAGGUAGAGGUAGGUGGAUCUCGAGGCCAGUAUGGUCUACAUUGCGAGUUCCAAGUCAGUUAAGACUAUAAUUCAACCUUGUCUCAAAAGAAAUCAGAUUGGAUUAAUUUCUAGCAACAACAGCCCCACCGAGUACACAUAAAACAAAACCUUGCCACGUCACAGCCUCCCCGCCUCCAACUCUCAGACUAUGCCCGCCCCCAAUGAUCCGGAACUAAAAGCGUCUCUCCGGCCGGUCUUCGGAGUCACUUCCGGCACUGCAAUGGCGGCACAGGGAGCAACAGCCGCAGUUGCUGCAACAACUUCAGGAACUGUAGGGGAGGGAGAGCCCGGUCCGGGGGAAAAUGCAGCAGUCGAGGGACCUGCCCGGUCCCCGGGCCGAGUCUCUCCGCCGACUCCGGCUCGUGGAGAACCAGAAGUCACCGUGGAGAUCGGAGAAACGUACCUGUGCCGGCGGCCCGAUAGCACCUGGCAUUCAGCAGAAGUGAUCCAGUCUCGAGUGAAUGACCAGGAGGGCCGAGAAGAAUUCUAUGUGCACUAUGUGGGCUUCAACAGGCGACUGGACGAAUGGGUGGACAAGAACCGACUCGCACUGACCAAGACAGUGAAGGACGCCGUGCAGAAGAACUCUGAGAAGUAUCUGAGUGAGCUUGCGGAGCAGCCGGAGCGCAAGAUCACUCGCAACCAAAAGCGAAAGCAUGAUGAGAUCAACCACGUGCAGAAGGUCCUGGCCCCUCCCCUUUCCAGGGCCCAGGAGGUCCCCAGAACAACAACCGUAGCAACUCGCACGUAAAAUUUGGUAGUGUGCCAUGGUAUUUCUCUCGUUUAUUCUUCAUAUAUAAAAAAUUCUCAGCUUAUAGAGAAGACAGGGUUGCUCUCUCACAGCAAGGAAAUGGUACUGUUAGGACUGGAACUCAAACUUGAAGUCCAAAAGGAAGGAAAAGAAACUAAAAUUACUUCAUUUACUUUGUCACCCAGUACCAUGCUGAGUACUAUAAUAUCUCAUGGGGUCCUCCCUGACGGUGUCUCACCACAGGAAGAAUGACCUCUUAUUGUUAUGAGGAAAUAGGCUCAAAGAAGCUGACAUGGGAAAGGUGAAUAGCUGGUUACAAGGAGGGCAGGAGUUAUGCCGACAUCCUUGUCUUGUAAGCCAGAGGAGUAUCAGGGUUAAUCCACAGCAUCCCCUCCUCUCCGCUGUUGCAGAGCAGCCGUGUGCUGAGCAUCUUCGUUUACAAAGGGAGCACAGGUAGGUUUAGAAAUCUUGUUAGGCAGUACAUCGUCCUAGGGACCAGGCCCUAACCACGGUUUUGAUACAUCCUACAAAGGUAUUCAAAAUCAGGAUUCUUUAAAAAAACAAAACAAAAUAUGUGUAUGUAUAUGUGCAUAUAUCUAUAUAUUUCAGAAUAUUUAGUAUAUGCGUAUGUUUGUGUGCUUAUAUGUGUGUAUACAUGAUAUGUGGGAGGAGGGGGUAUGUGUGCCAUGGUUUGAGAAUGUGGAGACCAUAAAGCAACUGUGUAGGAUCCAGGGAUCAAGCUCAGGGCCCUAGGAUUACAUGGCAAGCCCCAGUAGCCACCGAGCCAUGACAGUAACCCUUUUUGUUUUUGUGAGACUGUCUCAUGUAAUCAGGCUAAUCUCAAACUUCCUGCAUAGCCAAGGCUGGUCUUGAACCCCUCAUCCUCCUGUGCCUACUUCCCAAGUGUAAUCAAGGGUUACAGGAGUCAACAAGCCUGACUAUCUGGUCCAUUGAGACUGUAGCCCAGGAUGGCCCUGAGCUCUCUUCAAGCCAGACUGUUCCUGGGAACUGUUUCUCCCACUCUGAACCUUCAUUUCUUUUCUUCUUCUGCCCCUCCUUCCCUCCCUUUCUCCUUCUUUCUGUUUUGGAAGCUUGACAGAUUUAUUAGAGUUUAAAAGAAAAACCCCAAGGCAGGUGGGCUGUCAAGUUUAGGGAAAGACUCAUGCUGUUUAAAAUGGCACGGAGGUGGCCACUGUCAGGGAGUAAAGUUUUAGAGAAAGGAGUAAGGAAUCCCAAAAUGUCCAGAAGAGGUAAGGAAAAUGUGCUCAGAGAAGAGAUAGACGAGAGAAAGGAAUGAUUGGGAAAAGGGAGCAGACUCAUGCUCCUACACUGAUUUCCAGGCUGAGAGGCUGCAGCAGUCAUGAGGCGCGGCCGCAGAGUCGUUCGCUUCCUUGCAAGCUCUUAGCAAACAGUGCAGCAAUUUUUUUCUCUCUGAACACUGUUGCCAGGCUGGAAAUUUGUUUUGGUGUGGUAUGUACAACAUUUACAUUUUGUAAAAGCUUUUUAGAUUUACAUGUAUGAGUGUUGCCUGCAUGUUUGCCUGUGUAUCCAGUGCUCACAGAGUUCAGAAGAGGGUAUUUGAUUCCCUGAGAUUGGAGUUAAAAAUGGCUGUGGCCACCAUGGGGCCCGUGGGUGCUGGGAACCGAGCUGAGAUCUUUCACAAAAGCAGCAAAUACUUCUAACCUCUCAACUGUUUCUCCAUC